Messenger RNA from Pelagomonas calceolata, 1403 nucleotides. NCBI's taxonomy places the organism in Eukaryota, Pelagophyceae, Pelagomonadales, Pelagomonadaceae. The record is from the annotation of a GenBank genome assembly.
UCGCGACCCGCGCGACAGCGAUAAACAAAGCUUUGGGUCAUCUAUCCAAAAACCAGACAACGCGAUGACCGCAGUAGUAGGCUCCGCCGCCGAGGACACGACGCCGAGCGAGCGCGAGGCUCCACAACGUUUUGCCUGGUGGCACCCGCAGAGCGCCGACCUCGGGCGCCGCGCGGAGGCGAGGCGCCAGCACGCGCGGCGCAACGACCUCUGGGCGCGGCCCACGGCGGGCGAGGCGCCCAUCAUCCCGCGGCCCCUGCCGCCGCCGUCGACCAGUACGGUCUUCGCGGUGAUCGACGGCCCGGUCUUCGCUCCCGUCGACCCGCCGACGCCCCACGCCCUGGCGCGCCGCGCGGCUGCGCCGCCGCCGCCGCCGCCGGUCGAGCCGUCGACGGCCGCCGCCGCGGGCGCGACGAAGCCGCCGACGGUCGCGGCGCCGAAGAAGCCGGACUGGCUGGCCAUCGAGCCGAAGAAGCCGGCGUCGAAGCCGCGCGGCCGCCGGGGCGUGCCGGCGUCCGCCGUGCCGGCGCUGGCCGUCGACGACGCCGUCGACGACGCGCUCGCCGAGCUGUCGGACGACGCGCUCGUCGCCACGGUCGAGCAGGCCGCCGACCGCGCCGACAGGGAAGACGGCGCCGCGGCGCCGAAGAAGCCGGCGUCGAAGCCGCAUGGACGUCGCGAUCGGCCGCGGCCGCAAUCGGCCGAGGAGGACGUCGACGCGCUCGUCGCGCGCGGCGCGCCGAUCGAGCGCACGGAAAAGCCGCGGCGCGGGCGCGGGCGGCCCGCGAGCGUCGAGGCGGCGACCACGACGCGCGAGUACCUCGCGCGCGGCGGCACGAAGCCGGACCUCAAGUACGACCUCAAGGGCGGCUUCUUCCGCGUGCGGACGGCGGCGGCGCCCGCACCCGCGGCCGAGGCGCCAACCGCGCCGGCCGAGGAGCCGGUCGCCGUAGGUCGGCGCGUCGUCAUACCGCAGGAGCACGGCGGCGGCUACGGCAUGAUCGAGACGAUCAUCGACGGUAUUUGUGAUGUGGCACUCGAGGCGGACCCGGCGGGCGACUGCCUCGCGCUGCACGUCGACGAGCUCGCGUUCGCCUCGGACGAGGAGUAUGUGGGGGCGCCGGCGCCCGGCGAAGGCGCCGACGACGACGAGGCGAGCGUGCCGCCCUCGCCAUCCUUCGAUAUCAAUGAGACGCCGGCGCCGGCUCCCUCUCCACCCAAGGCCAUGCCGUGGCGGCCCGAACUACAAAGAGAGGCGUGGCGCGCGGGCGACUGGUGCAUCGCCAUCCGCGACCAGGAUGUCGAUCUUCGCCGCGGCCCGCGAGGCGGUGGUCGCCGGCAGCUCCUUCGUCUCGACGACCUCGCGGUCGCCGUUCGUGUCCUGCACGAUCUGGAUAACUUGA